AUGAACAGUCCAUGGGAGCCCCAUACUCUCGUGAUACUUUUAUUUAGACUGAAACUGAUUCAAGUGCACAUUCCCCAUCAGUGCCUCUUGAAAGACCUCCUAGCAGAUAUCUUAUACUCUGGCAAACACGAUCUCCCGGCUGAAAUCGAGACCAUCAUGCAAUUGUACAAGCCUCGAAACCUACGCUUCUUGACCCCGAAACGUCUUCUUCCCACCCUUGACCUCAAUAGCCUACCGGACGGUGACGAUUUGAAAGAUCUUUUGUUUCUGGAUGCCGACAGUAGAUCGACGAUACGCUGCGCAGGUUCCUAUCUUCCGUCUGAUGGAUCAUGUCUUAAUCUAGUCGUAGAGGAACCUCGCCCAAUCGAGGAACUUUCAGAGAAAGGCGGUGUGCAAUUUAGGUCACGAGAGAUCGUUGUUUACUUAAAUGAGCAUAAUAUUGAAAUCAAGUCGACCGGACCUACGGUGGGCGCUGGAUAUCUAGGAGAGAAAGAAAAUCGAGUAUGGUGCAAACUCGUCGGAGAUGGCGAGCUAGAGACAUUCAGAACCCUCGAACUGUUGAAUCCAUCUGCCCAUCAUAUUGUGACGCUCCUUUUAUCACCCCCACCACCUCCCGACAGACCAAUACCUGGUCACAAUGCCCGACUUUGGUCUUGA
Messenger RNA from Marasmius oreades (fairy-ring Marasmius), 657 nucleotides. RefSeq lists its product as uncharacterized. The transcript is spliced from 3 exons. Lineage: Eukaryota; Fungi; Basidiomycota; Agaricomycetes; Agaricales; Marasmiaceae. Bases 1 to 657 code for a protein of 218 amino acids. The record is from RefSeq and is a predicted model, not a curated record.